Messenger RNA from Labeo rohita (rohu), 726 nucleotides. RefSeq names its product B-cell receptor CD22. Gene Ontology annotation, biological process: cell surface receptor signaling pathway. Gene Ontology annotation, molecular function: transmembrane signaling receptor activity. Lineage: Eukaryota; Metazoa; Chordata; Actinopteri; Cypriniformes; Cyprinidae. The record is from RefSeq and is a predicted model, not a curated record. The coding region runs from base 1 to 726 and encodes 241 amino acids. The transcript has 4 exons.
AUGCACACCUUUGAUGCGGUGGAAGCUGUUAGCGCACUGCGUUUGUUCUCCACCUCUGCCAUUAAACCUGCUCAACAUGUAUUCAGAGGAGACACAGUCACUCUCAGAUGUGACAUAUAUGGUGAAGGAGUCACUAGCUGGAGCUACAACUGGUAUAAAGAAGGUUCAACCAGUGUUUUCAGUGAAGUACAGGAACACACAUUCAGUUCUGUUACUGAGUCUGACGCAGGUAAAUACUCCUGUAAAGGAUCAGAGACAGAAGGAUCACGCUGGUCACAAAUGAGUGAUGCAGUUACACUGACAGUAUCAGAAAGACCAAAAGCCAAAGUGACCAUUAAACCUGCUCAACAUGUAUUCAGAGGAGAAACAGUCACUCUCAGAUGUGACAUUUAUGGUGAAGGAGUCACUAGCUGGCGCUACAGCUGGUAUCAAAAAGGUUCAAUCAGUGUUUUCAGUUAUCGACAGGAACACACACUCAGUUCUGUUACUAAAUCUAAUGCAGGUAAAUACACCUGUAAAGGAUCAGAGACAGGAGGAUCACGCUGGUCACAAAUGAGUGAUGCAGUUACACUGACAGUAUCAGAUCCCAGAGCAGUUUUAAGUGUUUCUUCACAGAAGUGGUUGACUGAAGGAGAUCCAGUGACUCUGAUCUGUGAGGUUUACAGUUUCUCUACAGGCUGGACAUUCAGCUGGUUCACUUUAACUAUCUCAGCAGGUAAAUUAUAA